GAUCCUAAUGUCAAGGCCCCCUACUCUAUUGAUCCAAGUCCAAUCUCUGAGAAUUUCAUAACAAGUGUAGUGGGAGAACAAAUGUGCAUUGCAGCAACAGUGUUACAGGAACUUGAAAAUGUGAUUCUGCAGCUCGACAUUAAAACAAGACUCUGUAUUCGAGAUGCGUUGUAUCGUCUUGCCAACAGAGCAAAAGAACAGCAUAAUACGAAUCUGUGUCAAACUGGAAGCUUCAAAGACCUGCCCUCUUGUUCAGAAUUUUCUUGUGGAAGUUCAAGGCAGGAACUAUCAGAAAACCUUGAACCAAUGACCAAUAAGAUAGACAGAGCCGUUGCAGCUCUCAUGUUUGACAGGCCAGAUUAUAAGCUCUCAUUUUUAAAGAACAAACAAACCGGAGCAGCAUCUGGAUAAUGAUUUUAUGUAAAGAUGAAGAAAUAAUCUUACUGGAAUGCAUGUAAUUUUGUUGAUGGAGACUGCGGCUGUUGUUUGGCAAUUUGAUCACUGCAGCUGAAUCAGUGGGAGUUGAAUGAACUUUUUCAAAUAUGAAGCGGAAGAAUGGUACUAAAAUCAACGGCACAGUAUGAAUUGUAAAACUUGUUCUGGUAUUUCCAUUAUCAUUUUAUUUGUGAAAAUAGCUGUUUUGGGUUUGUUUGAGUUGCUAUGAUACCAUAUGUUACAUUGCAACAGAUACUAAUAUCCAUAAUGUUUAGUUGGAGUUGUUGAGUGUAUUGUAAUUAGUGUGGCCAAACAUUUUUGAUUAUGAUUCGUAAUGAAAUGAAACAGUUUUAA
Phalaenopsis equestris is the source of this 789-nucleotide messenger RNA. RefSeq names its product protein LNK3. The record is from RefSeq and is a predicted model, not a curated record. Lineage: Eukaryota; Viridiplantae; Streptophyta; Magnoliopsida; Asparagales; Orchidaceae. Gene Ontology annotation, biological process: circadian rhythm; regulation of DNA-templated transcription.